Ostrea edulis (European flat oyster) is the source of this 1921-nucleotide messenger RNA. RefSeq lists its product as uncharacterized. Bases 105 to 665 code for a protein of 186 amino acids. The transcript has 3 exons. Lineage: Eukaryota; Metazoa; Mollusca; Bivalvia; Ostreida; Ostreidae. The record is from RefSeq and is a predicted model, not a curated record.
AGGAUUCUCGGAAUCACGAACACGUUUAUCAACAAUACGCUGCUGCUUCAACACAGGAAUUGCCAACAACCUCAUGCACGAUAAUAGGAAGAACAGAUAGCAACAUGAAAUGUUUCUUACAUUGUACAACAAUGAUGUCAAACAUCCGGUUCCUGUUUAGUCGUGAUUCUGGUACAGGAAGUUGCGCCUGCUGUUAUCUCCCUUUAUCAGGAUCUGUUCUUAAUGGUUCAAAAUGGGAAUCUUUCCUCGAAGUCUCAUGUCCUUCACAUUACAAAGAGCACAAGCGUGAUGACGUCACAAUAUGUCUUGGGUAUAGCGACAGUUCCAUGGUUUAUCACGCUGUCACAAGUUCCUGUCAGACAGAGGGCGGAGAUCUUAUAAAAGUAGAUUCUCUAGACAAGUUCAACAUCUUAAAAGAGUUUUUAAAGGACACGGCUGACUUGACGACAGCCGAGGUGUGGGUCCAAGGAGAGGAAGUAAAUGGGGUGUGGCAGUUUCAUGACGGCACUCCGUUUGUUGAUCAUUUCUGCCCUCUAUUCGAGACAAACAAUAAAGGCGAGAACCACAUGAGGCUCAUUCCCCGACACAGCUUUUCCUGCCAUGAUAUGCCGGCCAGCCGAAGUUAUAAUUUUGUUUGUGAAGUCAGCUUCAGAAUUCCUUAUUAGUGACAUAGAAUAAAGCAUGGCAUCGGAAUUAAGAUGAAUAUGUUUAGAACUAGGACUGUGUUGGUACUUUCCUAAGUAGAUCGUUAGAAAUCGGAUGAUUCACUAAAGUCAUUAUACAUGUACAAUGACCAACUCCUGAAGGAGUGUUUCGUUGACUCAACGAUCAAUAUCCAUGUCACGUGGUAAUUCCUUGAUUGAUUUUAACCUAUGAGAAAACUGAACCUGCAGGAACAAUAAUUGUACGGAAAUGAUAUGUUUUGUUAAAUUGUAUUACAUUAUUUAAAGAAGGGGUUCACGCUGUCUGCUUAAGUCAUAGUUUACGUGUAUGUGUGUAAACGUCAUAGUUUGUUGAGGUUUGUCACACAAAAAUGACAUGCACUACUAAAAACAUCAUUACUUUAGUAGUUUAUUUAGCACGAUAUAGCUCGGGACCUUUGGUAUCGUGAUAGUUAUCACAUUUUGUCGAAAAAAUCUACAUGAACUGAACUAUAUAUAAUUUCAUGAUUCUUUUUAUAAACAUUUAUAUUCUAAUUCUUAUUAUAUUGUUUGAUUUUUAUUAACUUGUUUGCAUAUUCAAAGUUCCUGAAUAGUUGAAUCAUUGCCGUCUUCCUUGGAAGAAAGUAUGAUAUGAUUGAAGUAUUUUAUAGUAAGUCUUUGGACAAUGUACUUCCUCUCUUUGUGAUUGGUACAAAAUGUAUGAUGUGAAAAUUCUAAUUUAUUUCAUUGGUUGAAAUUCUGCUCAACUCAAGGAAGACCAUUUCCUGAUAAUUUAAUAUACGCACGACUUAACAAUUUUACAGGAUUUUUAUUCUUAAAAAAGAGAUAGAAAACAAAGAAAAGAAGGAAGAAAAAUUGCAACAUAAUGAAACUGACAUUUUAAUCUUAUUCAUAACAACUAUCAAAAACGUUUCCAUAAUUCAACAAAUAACAGAAAUGAUUUGUUUUUGCAUGCAAACCUUAAAAUUCUUUUAAUACUGAUAAAAUUUGGGCAAUUUUGAGUUAUUUAGUAGUCUUUGUUUCUUGCCGUGUAAAAAUUAAACACGUUAAACGUCUGCUUUUCGCCGUUUUUUAAAUGGAAAAGAAACAAUGUUUUUUCUUCUAUUUUUAGUACAAAUACCAAUGUCAACUUCAAGGUCAUGCUAGCAAAAAAAUAUUGUACAGUAGUCUCUAGUAGAUCUUUUUAAAUUUUGUUUUAUGUAAGAUUUAUCAUUUUAGAAAAGUUUGAUUACGUGAUCGUUUAAUAAAAAUAUAAAUAC